Messenger RNA from Exaiptasia diaphana, 6075 nucleotides. Its product is annotated as alpha-1A adrenergic receptor. Lineage: Eukaryota; Metazoa; Cnidaria; Anthozoa; Actiniaria; Aiptasiidae. Gene Ontology annotation, cellular component: membrane. Gene Ontology annotation, biological process: adenylate cyclase-activating adrenergic receptor signaling pathway. The transcript has 2 exons. The record is from RefSeq and is a predicted model, not a curated record. Gene Ontology annotation, molecular function: G protein-coupled receptor activity. The coding region runs from base 2311 to 3417 and encodes 368 amino acids.
UAUUUUUUAUGACAACGUUUUCGCAAGUAGGUGUAUAUUCUAUAAAUAAAUAUUUGAAAUUCAAACUCACACCAGAUAACCCAAGAGACACUAAAGUAAUGUCUUCACUUAGAAGUUGAUUAACCCUAGAAUGUUCUAAUCAAACCUUGAGUAUUCUAUGUUUUUCAAAUCAGCCUAAUUUAUAUGACAGUUUGGUGGUUUUAUGUCAUGACCUUCAAGAAACACAGUUUCUGUUAUAAUAUAUGAACAAAUCUAUAUUUCUAUGGAUUUUCUAUGGAACCAACUUUAGAUUUUUGCAAACUUUCUAAGUGAAGUAUACUUUGUAAGAAUUUCAGGAUUUGUUUAGUUUUUCAUCAAAAAGAAAUGUUAUACUAUAAAUAAGCUGUGACCAUUUUGGGAAAGGUUCUAAAUUCGAGAUGGUAUCAGAUAUUCUUGUUUUGCAACUACUUGAACGCAAGAAUCCCACUACAAGAAAAAGAAAAAAAGAAAUAAUUACUAAAAUCAAAACCAAAACAAAAACAAAACUAAAAAAAUAACCAUAAAAAAUAACCAAGAGCUUUCGCCGCCAUGUUCGAUGACUGAAUAAGAGAAACUAAUGAGGGAAGAUAUAAAAAAAAACUCGAAAAAAAAUUAUGUUUCAGAAAUAGAUGAAUAAAGAUGUAAAAGACUAUAUUUCUUUUCGACGUGCUCCAGACGAAAAUCGAACCCACGGUUCGUACUUUGACACCGCGAAUUCAUAAUCUUAAGAAUUGAUCUUGGGUGGCCUGUGGAAUGCUUUGUUAUUUCCAUCCAAUAUGGCGGAUGUAACGUGACGUGCCACACGAGAUUACAUUUCCUCUUAUGUUUCUAUAUAUCUCACGAGUAAUCACUUAUAUGGCAUUAGGUUUUCUGUAUUCUUUUAUUUUCGGGGAAAUCUGUUCCUUAAAGUGUUCCCGAAAAGUGAUUAGCACUGGCUAUAGCUGUUAUGUUUGCCACUUCUAUGCGUGCAAAUCCGAACCUUUGCUCCGUCGUUAACAGUUGAACUUUGACAUCUUUACAAUAUUUCAACGCUUCGUAUUUUACUGGAGGCAGUCAUUUUUGAAGGAAAUUACAACCAGAUUCUCUGAUCCGACAUGAUAAAACACGCUCUUUUUAAAGCUAUUUAAAACAUUAACCGGGUCAUUUACACGAAAAAAGAUAAGGUCGGCAAUCAUGAGAUUCUUGCGCUUUCAAAAGCGUAAACUACCCGGCGUAUCAGAUACAUUGAUCUAAUUUAUUGAUCGAUAUGUCAAGUGUUCAUAUCUUACAAUAAUCACGAUAUAUUUAGCAAUUAUCAGCGGCCAUAUCCGAACAUUAAAUACACGAAGUGGCCUUUGCUUGAGAUCAUUGGAGCCUGCUGGACUAUUUUCGGUGGAUUCGCUCGACAUAUCAUUCAUGAUCACGACUCUUUCUAGCUCUUCUGCAAAAGCAUCGAUAACGAUUAUCAAAGUUAAGAAUAUUUCAAUAGGCACAUUCUGUUUCCUUUUCCUAAUAUUAUUCCUAUUAUUAAAAUACAUUUUUUAAAUAACAUUUUUUUAGGAUAUUUUCCAAGUAAAUACUGAUAACAAUACUUAAACUUUAAUUGCUCAAUAUAUGCUGUUGUUUAGGCCGCAGGUCUAUUUCCAGGUUUAUUCGUAUUCCCAAUAGAGAAUAUACUUGGUUAAAUAAAUGAAUAAGUCAUUGAUUUCGUCAUUAACCAUUUCAAAAACUAUACAAAAUCUGAAUCAAAAAACAAUUAAGGUAACGUAGGCAAUGACCAUGAUGUACUACUAGCCUGGAAAAUAGAUUACUUUAUAAUGUGAGCUCCACCAUGUCAUCAAAAUAAGCGUCCUUCAAUAAUUUUUUCACUUUUCAAGAAAAUGUUUAAUAUUUCAACCACUAAAAAAGCCAGUUAGCAGAUUUUAGUUGUGCAUCAUUAAGCGAGUGACGUACAGAAUGCUUCCAGAGACUAUAUAGUGCAACAAAAUACAAUAUAGAUGAUUGAAAAAACAUCAUCAAGUUUCGAAAAAAUAACCCGUUAGGUGGGGCAGUGAAAUCAGAAGACGUCAACGCUGAUUGAUAUGCCCUUGUAUCACGAUGGCACGACUGAUAUCCCGAGUCAAAUCACGCAGUGAAUUCAAAGAAUGGUUGUUUGGAUGUAGCGAGUUGCCCACAACAAAAUUAUCCUUGAAUACGUGGUUUUGCUUGCUAGUUACAGUGUUAUAAUGGUAAGACGCCUCUAUGAUCUAUAUAAUCUCCUACUGUCUAUAAAAGAAACGUUGUUAUAAAGGCAAAAAGAAGGAAGAUAGAAAAAUGAUUUCUAACAUAAGUGGAAACAUCACAACAGCGGGCAACUCUCCUGGCACCAUUGGACCUGCCAACAUUGCUGGAGCUUUUUUCGUCGGUUUGCUAAUGCUCGCAACUCUGUUUGGUAAUUUCUUGGUUUGGGCAAGUUUUAUAUCGUUUAGAGAACUACGAACCAAGUGCAAUUAUUUCAUUAUCAGUCUUGCCGUAGCUGAUAUCAUGGUCGCCUUGCUUGCCAUGCCUUUUUGGUUUAUUCUCCAGCUUGAACCGGACAUUGAAGAUCAGACAGCACUAAGUCCAGCUUCCAUGUUUUUCUGGUCGUGUAUUGAUAUCUUUUGUGGGACGGCAUCUAUUAUGAACCUUGCUGCAGUCAGCGCGGACAGGCAUCUAGCAAUCACCUCACCGUACACUUACCAUAAAGCCUUAACAUCAUUUCGGGCUAUUAUGAUCUUAUGCUUCGUAUGGUUUUAUGCUACUACUAUCUCACUACUAAGGUUUGCAGUCGAGGCGAUUCCCAACAAUGGAUAUCAGUUCUUAAUUGCAUUCGCUAGUUUUUUCGUUCCUCUUAUGGCAAUGCUGGUCAUGUAUGCUCGCAUCUUCGCUGUUGCAAGACGACAAGCAAGACUUAUCACAAAGAAUCUCAGCUAUAAAACAGAUAUAAAAGCAGCAAAGACAAUUGCAGUCGUAAUAGGUGCAUUUGUAGUGUGUUGGUUGCCUUUUUUCGUCAUUAUCAUCGGCUAUGCUUUCGAUAAAAAGUUUCUAAAGAAUAUGCAGGUAUACAGUGCUAUUAAAUGGAUGGAAUACUUAAACAGCUGCCUUAACCCAAUCAUAUACUGUUGUCUAAACCGCACGUACAGAGGGGCCUUUAAAAAGCUAUUUCAACGCUGGAGAAAGUCCUUUAUGAAGACAUUUUUCUCAAAAUAUUCUGAUAGUAACGAGGAUGAUAAUCUAAAUACAACGUUCCUUACUCGAAACGCAAAGUCACCGACAUUGUUCAGAAAAUCUACGGAUUCUCUCAGCGUCUCUAAAACACUGGAAACGAACGGAAGCACAGCAAAAAAGUCAUUGAUAACCACAACAAAAGACGAGGAAUUAUUGAAGCAGACUCCAGUUUAAUGAUGCAUUGUAGUUUACAGGUCUUCAGAGUGCUGAAAGCAUAACUAGCGUGAAAAAUCAUUAUGGGACAGUAAACAAUUAUUGCUUAUGGACCUAAGGCCGGCAUGAUAGAGUGGAAACACUAAAAACGUACAAUAAUACUAUCGGGGAGACCUACGUAGCACGAAGUUGAUGUAAUGUAUUCAUAAAAUGUAUUGUAUUCCAUUGUUUCUCGUUCUAUUCUAUUAUGUGUUUUGUAUUAUAUCUUUAUGGAUGUAUUACAUCAACUGAGUACUACGUAGGCUCUCCAUAGGUAGAUCAUUAGCUUGACACAGUAGGGCUGCAAGCAAUAGUAAAACCAUGAAAAAUUCAGUAUGAGCAAUGAAAUAAUGUUAGAUUGUACUGAAUUAUGCAAAGUGCUUUGUUUUCUCUUGUCUAAUCUACGUCAUAGUGCGCUAUUUAGUCUUAUUUGGUCAAUUUUUCACGCUUUUUAGUGUUUACACUCUUAACUAACAUUUUCACGCUUAUAGAGAGAAAAUACAUGCUAAAAGUGUCAAAAAUUACUGACCAAAUAGUGCUAUUUAGCUCUUAAAGUGUGAAUUAGACAAUAUAAAACAAAGGAAUUGUAAAAUUACUUCAAACUAUUUCAUGGUUUUAGAGUUUGCAUUCUACUCCAGUUCACUAGUUUCGGACCUCUCUUUUAGUCUGGUUUUCAUAAAGCCGUGAAAUAAACUUUAGCGUACUACACUAUAUUACUCUAUAUGUUGCUUACAAGCUUAUCCUUGACGUUUUUGUGUAUCAGAAAUUUUUACACUUGGUUUCACGGGUUUGGCAAAACCAGAUAACCUUAAAACACUUCUUUAAAAAGAUAAAUUGAACACUGUAAAAAAGUAGGUGCAACAACUUACUGACGCCGGACGUUAAUCCUUCGUCGGAGUAAAGAGAUAAAACUAGUUUGUAUAUAAGCUCACACUUAUUCUAGUUUCAUCUAUUUACUCCGACGAAGGAUUAACGUCCGAAACUGGCCUUAGUAAGUUGUUUCGCCUACUUUUUUACGGUGUUAAAUUUAUGUUUUUACACAAUUGUUUCUUUAUAAAAAUAGAGUGACGGCAACUCAGACUAAUUUAACGCUAGGUAACCUCAAAAUAGUGCAAUAUAAAUUGUCUUUAAAAGCUAAAGAAAUCGCAAUGAUCGAGAAAGACACUACUGAAAUCUCACGAUCUUCAUUMGGGAUGCAUUCACACCAAUGCGAAUAAUUUUUGACAUAAAUCGCAUAUCAUACGUGUGUUUUAAACGAAAACGAUGAUCUGUCUUGAAAACGUGUUUUAAAAAUAUCCACGUUGACAUGCGUUUUUAAAACAUCCCUCCAUCUUCACAGAUGGUUUCAUAUGAACGCUAGGCUUAAACGAACAAGUGUUCGGUUUAAAAAAUAUCCGGUUAAGUGUAAAUGCAGCCCUUCAGCGCUUCAAAGGUUGUAAAUUUGAUGUAAGUGUCCAAAAUUCUGUAAAUUUAAUGGAAAUCAUUUACAUCAAAUUUACAUAAUUUUGGACAUUUACAUCAUAUUUACAUCAAAUUUACAAAUUUCCACCUACGCACACACAACACACAAACCUAGACGACAUACAUCGCAGAGAUGAAUGGUCAUCUUCGCCAGCGAAGGACGAACAAGAAAGACAUCAAAUUUACAACUUUUAAAGCGCGCGAUUUUUUCUAGUGUAUUAGGCCAUGCUCACUACUGUGAGGGAUAAUAUAGAGCGCUAGAGACAGGAAUGUUGGUCGAUUUAGCGAACUUAUAGAAUUAGUUAAUCAUGGAUUGUACUAAGUCAAGGAACUACUCUGUGGAAAGCAAAAAUGCAUGGUCUAAUUUCUAACAGAUCUUGUUUUCAAUGUAAUAUAUUCAUUAUCUGAUUCCUGUGAAAAUAUGUGCACUUGGAUAAAACAACGAAAUGACAAAAUGCAAAAAUCAUUUAAUUAAUAUAUUACAUAUAAUUUAAGAUAACAGAACUAUCUUCGCAUGCACGUAGAAAAAACAACAACAAAAGCUAAUGCUAAAAAACUGGACUAAUCAUAUGCGAGAUUCCAUGCAUUUGGCGCUUGUUUCGUACUUUGAAAAAAAAAAAUCAUAUCUUGGCAGUCAGAACGUAUACUGUUUUUUUUCUAAUUUAGUCCUUAUUGACCUGUGUUAUUUUGCUUUGCAACAAAAAGGGGUUUUAUUGGGAUAAAAUCACAUAUUAUUGGACCGCUAAACUAGUCACUAAUACUAAAUGAUAGAAAAAUAGCUUUAGCCGAUAGGAAUUAUGAUUCAAGUAGCAAUAACGCGCAUUUUAAAGAUAUUUAUUUUUUGAAAUAGUUGUACAUAUAUAUAAAUUGGGAGCUUUGUGCUGGACAUUAUGUAGUAUACAGGUUUGACGUGGAUAAAGCUCCUGGAUCCUAUCGGCUUUAAAAUGGAAAUUGCGUGAGUUAUGAAAGAAAACAAGAAAUUGCUGAAAGAGGGGGGCUAGUACCUCCCUCCUUACACGCCCAAAAAAACCGAAGGGAAUAUAUGUCCUUGUAUGUUCCAUCAUGUCCCUAUAUGUCCCUAUAUGUCCCUAUUUCCUAUAUGUUCCUAAUUUCUAUUUCUAUAAUAGAACAAAUUAAAAUCACCAAAAAUUACUAUUAAACCUCUUUGAACACUGGAAA